Cyprinodon variegatus (sheepshead minnow) is the source of this 1433-nucleotide messenger RNA. Its product is annotated as gastrula zinc finger protein XlCGF57.1-like. The transcript is spliced from 3 exons. Bases 150 to 1433 code for a protein of 427 amino acids. The record is from RefSeq and is a predicted model, not a curated record. NCBI's taxonomy places the organism in Eukaryota, Metazoa, Chordata, Actinopteri, Cyprinodontiformes, Cyprinodontidae.
ACCUGCAGGAUUAUGUUGGAAAAGAGGAGGAUUUCUCUGAACAGCAGCUCUGUGGUCAGGAGGUAAAUUCCAGUUUGGACCAAGAGGAACCUUUGCAGAUAAAAGAAGAGCAGAUAGAGUCAGAACAUCCCUGGACAAAAGAGGAAACCAUGGAGCUCCCCAUAAGUGAGCAUGAAGAGCAGCUUGUUCUGAUGCAGGAGACUGAAGAUACAGGAGAGAAACCUUUCUCAGGUUUGACAAGGGGAGAAAACCUUCUAAAAAAAGAUUUUUUUAUGGUUCACACUCAAAAAGGUCAGAAGAUUUAUGAAUGUCUGUCCUGUGGAAAAAUGUUCCCAAAGAAAUCUAAAAUUGAUGGACACAUCAGAAUUCACACAGGUGAAAAGCCCUUUUCCUGUACUGUUUGCAACAAGAAUUUUACUGAAAAGUGUAAUUUGAUUAAACACAUGAGAGUUCAUACAAGUGAGAAACCUUUUGAAUGUCUAUCCUGUGGAAAAAGCUUCUUCUCUAAGUAUGAUCUUAAUAAGCACAUCAAAUUUCACAAUAUUGAGAAGCCUUUUUCCUGUACCAUUUGUAACAAGAAUUUUACUGAAAAGGGUAAUUUGACUAAACACAUGAGAGUUCACACAAGUGAGAAGCCUUUUGAAUGUCUGUCCUGUGGAAAAAGCUUCAACUUGAAGUGUGUUUUUAAUAAUCACAUCAGAUUUCACACAGGGGAGAAGCCCUUUUCCUGUACCAUUUGUAAGAAGAAUUUUUCUCAAAAGACUCAUUUGACUCAACACAUGAGGGUUCACACAGGUGAGAAACCUUUUUCCUGUACCAUUUGUAACAAGAAUCUUACUGGAAAGGGUAGUUUGAUUAAUCACAUGAGUGUUCACACUGGUGAGAAGCCUUUUAAAUGUCAAUCCUGUGGAAAAAGCUUCACUCAGAAAUCUCAUCUUGAUACACACAUCAGAAUUCACACAGGUGAGAAACCUUUUUUCUGUACCAUUUGUAACAAGAAUUUUAAAAUAAAGAGUCAUUUGACUCAACACAUGAGACUUCACACAGGCGAGAAGCCUUUUUCCUGCAGCAUUUGUAACAAGAAUUUUAAUCGCAAUAGUCAUUUGACUCAACACGUGAGGGUUCACACAGGUGAGAAGCCUUUUUUCUGUACCAUUUGUAACAAGAAUUUUAAAAUAAAGAGUCAUUUGACUCAACACAUGAGACUUCACACAGGCGAGAAGCCUUUUUCCUGCAGCAUUUGUAACAAGAAUUUUAAUCGCAAUAGUCAUUUGACUCAACACAUGAGACUUCACACAGGCGAGAAGCCUUUUUCCUGCAGCAUUUGUAACAAGAAUUUUAAUCGCAAUAAUUCAGCCAGGUUGCGACCCAGCAGGCGGGUUGAAAAUCCAGGUAACUCCUCUUUGCAGCAGAGCUUCGGAAAUCUGCAAUGA